AUGGCGUCUCAUGACCAGAGUCAGGGCGGCGCAUCGCCUGGAGGCUCUAAACAUCGUAGUGUGAGCCCAUCACCCCACUCGCAGCAGUAUCUCGAUCCAACGGGGCUCGGCCUGGACCCCUCCAUGGCAUUCGCGACCAACUCUGCUUUCCAAAAUCCGAAUCAUAAUGCGAACAUGGCUGGCACCGACGCGUACGGCUAUCCUCAAUAUCUUUCUGCUCCCCCACCAGCACAGAGCCUUGUUCCACCUGUCGAUCAACCCUUCCCUCCGAACAUCAACACCGGCAACAUUCCCAGUUCGCAGUCCUUCGAGGCGACCCUUGUCAAUCAGUUGGAUCAUACUUCCGGAGGCUUUCGCUCGCAGCCGGAGGGAAACUACAAUCUUCUCAACAACCCCGACAUGGACUUCUCCGCCUACCACAAUCACAGUCCUAAUAGCGUCUCUGCGGAGUAUGACUCGUCGCUCUUAAUGGACCCUCAAAUGAACCAACGGCCACAAUCGAUUCAUCAAGCAGUCAACCCCGCCGAUCUGGUCAGCCCCAUCUCCAAUCCCUCGGCGUCGUCGCAAGAUCAGCAGCAAUCUUCACCCGGUCCCAUGUCUCCUCCGGGAUCCACACCAGGCACGUUUUACACCCCUCAGCAUUCGCGACAUACCUCGUUAGACCCUGCCACUGCUGCUUACCUGAGCGCGCAGUCCAAUCAAGACUGGCAGUCGGUGAUGAACCAUUCCUCUUUCCAAGGCCAUCGUCGAGCGCCAUCUGAGGUGUCAGAGGUGUCUUCGGCCAACCACUCCCCAUAUUUGUCUCAACAUGAGUAUGAGGGCAUUGAGAAUAAUGCUUCUCCCUCAUUGGCACCGCAGAAUGACCCUUCUUUAUAUGACAAUGCGCUGAAUAUCGAUUCAUUCACACUGUCUGAACAACAGCAACAGCAGCAAGGAUUCAGUCCACUCCAUAGCCCGUAUAUUUCACCGCAACUCAUUCCGCAGCAGGGAGGUGAAAUGGUUCCACAUGCGCCCUAUCUGUCUCCCAAUCUCAAUAACCAAUUCCCCUCUGCGCCAUACGGGAUGCCCGCAGAUGACAUGAUGAAUGCCAUCAAUAGCGGCUCCGACAUUGGACAAGCAUCCCAAAUGGCACCGCCUUCAAUCAAUGUGGAAUUCGCUCCACCAUCACGAAAUCCAAGCUUCGGCCCCUCUAAGCCAGCCGCGGACUUUGACUCAUUGAGCCCUCCUGCAAUGCGAUCUCGAGUGCGCAGUAAAUCCGACCCCUACGCACACCCCGCCUCUCGUUCACGAUCUCCGGCUGCCUCAGCAACUAGUCUAGAGGCUCAGGCCGCUACCUCGCCACGGUCGUUAUCACCUCAUUCACGAAGCAAUCCUGGUUCUCGCGAUGCGUCUCCAUCACGAUCGAAUCGUCGCCUUUCAACUUCCUCAAUCGAAAGCCGCAAUUACAUUUUGGAUCUAGCAGACCCCCAACGCCCGGGUGCAGUAUCUGGAGACUCCAAGCGCGUUCAGAAGCAUCCCGCUACUUUCCAGUGCACUCUCUGUCCCAAGCGGUUCACCCGCGCCUACAACCUACGUUCUCAUCUCCGAACGCACACAGAUGAGCGACCUUUCGUUUGCACUGUCUGUGGUAAGGCUUUUGCUCGACAGCAUGAUCGAAAACGCCACGAAGGACUCCACUCAGGUGAGAAGAAGUUUGUCUGUCGGGGUGACCUUUCAAGAGGCGGCAAUUGGGGCUGUGGUCGGCGGUUCGCGCGUGCAGAUGCUCUAGGACGUCAUUUCCGAUCCGAGGCUGGACGAGUCUGUAUCAAGCCCUUGCUUGAUGAAGAAUCCCUGGAACGUGAAAGAGUUCUCCUGGAACAUCAGCAGCAACAGCAACAACAGCAGCCAUCUGGUCAUCUACAACCCGUUCCGCAACCAUUGGUGAUGCCUAGUGUUCCCGGGAUGGACGCACAGUCUUCAGGCAACUUCGUCUUGCCAGCAGCGUUGCUAGCGCAGUAUCCAGCUCUUCAAAAUCUCCAGUGGGAUCAGAUACCUGCCGCGGGUGAUGAUCCCAGUGACAUCGGCGGCCAUAGUAGCUACGAUGCCAGCUCGGGAGGCGAGUUUGGCUUCGACGAGGACGACUCCGGCAUCAGUAACGUAUCUGGCAUGAGCGGUGGCUAUGCCAAUAAUCAACCUGGCAUGUACGGAGUCGAUCCUGGCUACUAG
Molecule: messenger RNA, 2205 nt
Organism: Penicillium longicatenatum
Lineage: Eukaryota; Fungi; Ascomycota; Eurotiomycetes; Eurotiales; Aspergillaceae
Gene: crzA
Product: putative C2H2 transcription factor Crz1
Exons: 2
Coding region: 1-2205 (734 amino acids)
Biological process (GO): regulation of transcription by RNA polymerase II
Cellular component (GO): transcription regulator complex; PcG protein complex
Molecular function (GO): RNA polymerase II cis-regulatory region sequence-specific DNA binding; DNA-binding transcription factor activity, RNA polymerase II-specific
Source: RefSeq, a predicted model, not a curated record